Molecule: messenger RNA, 3762 nt
Organism: Podarcis raffonei (Aeolian wall lizard)
Lineage: Eukaryota; Metazoa; Chordata; Lepidosauria; Squamata; Lacertidae
Gene: NLRC3
Product: NLR family CARD domain containing 3
Exons: 18
Coding region: 632-3649 (1005 amino acids)
Biological process (GO): negative regulation of canonical NF-kappaB signal transduction
Cellular component (GO): cytosol
Molecular function (GO): protein binding
Source: RefSeq, a predicted model, not a curated record
UUGCAGGGGGUUGGACUGGAUGAUCCUCAGGGUCCCUUCCAACUCUACUCUUUUUUCUAUUCCCAACCCCCUCUGAUUUUUUUUUGGGUUUGGCAUUUAAAGGGAAAAAUCUGUUGGUGAGAGAGAUUGCCCAACAACCACUUUCCCCCCUCAACCCAUUUUCUCAUCACUGGGCUGGCUGCAGGGUGGGGCUGAUAAUGUGAACUGCUGGACUUAGAUGAGAUCAUCUCCAAAGGGGGCAGCCUUAAUGCAAAUAGGGUGCAGGGGAUGUGAUAAGUUAAUCACAUGCCAAGAAAACCCACAGCUUCAAACUACUUUGCAGGAAAGUUCAGUUGCAUUUCCAAGCCAGUGGUAUUUAUAAGAAAGUGUUAUGGGUGUCUGAUUAUUUAGUUAGGUGAUGCCUUGAACGGCAUAAUCUAUUCUCAUUUCAGAGGCCAAUCACACGAACACUUGAAGGAAUUAUUUAUAAGCAGUGGGGCAGCGUCCGUGGCAGAACCAUGGAGAAAGGCUAGCCCAGGGAAUCUCCACAUGCAGCAUGGACAGAGCAGGGUGAAGUAGAAUCUCUGACCUCCAUCCCCCACGUGCAGGUGCUCGUUCGGGUGCUCCAGGUGAUGGUCAGAGCAAACCCCCGAUGGAUGAGCUGAUGGUGCAAAAACAUAUGGAGACUCUGCAGAGCUGGUGUGGCACCAGCACAGGAGGAACCUCCUUAGAGAGACUGACUGAUCUCCUCCUGGUGGAAGGGCUGACCGAUCUCCAGCAGAAGCAACAUGAUUUUGUACAGAUUGAAACGAUCAAAGGAGUGAGGAACAUCUCCAAGAAGAUCCCCUUGGAGAAACUCUUCCUGCCUUUGUCCAAAUUCACCAUCCCCCCGCGAAUUUCGGUGACCAUUGGAGUUGCUGGCAUCGGCAAGAGCACUUUGGUCAAGCUGUUUGUCCACACCUGGGCAAAGGGAGAGAUUGGCAAGGAUUUUACCUUUGUCUUACCUCUCACCUUCCGGGAACUGAAUGCUUACGACAAACUCUCUGCAGAGAAGCUGAUCCGGUUGGCAACCCCCCAGUUAGCUGAGCCCAGCUUUCUCUCCAUCGACACGGCCAAGACUCUUCUGAUCCUGGAUGGGCUGGAUCAGUUUAAAACUCUGCUGGAUUUCUCCAAUGCCGUCGUUUGCACAGACCUCCGAAAGGAGGUCCAGGUGGAUAACUUGAUCACCAACAUCAUCCGAGGCAAUCUGUUGCAAGAGGUUUCUGUCUGGAUCACCUCGCGGCCAACGGCAACCACGCAGAUCCCAGGAGGUCUAGUGGACCGGAUGACUGAAGUGCAGGGCUUUGGAGAUGCAGAGAUCAAAGACCAUUUAGAUCACAUGUUUGCUGAGAACCAGGGCUUAUCCGAUGGUGUCUUGCGGCAUCUCAAGGCCAGCAGGUCUUUGUACAUACUGUGCACAGUGCCAGCUUUCUGCCAGACCUGCGGGUCCUCCAUGGGGUACUUUCUAAGGAGCGCCAAUCAAUCUCCAGAAGCAUUGGCUGCUCCUAAAACUUUGUCAGAAAUCUAUUCCUGUUACUUUAAAAUGGCACUGUGUAGCGACUGGCCAGGGAAACAGAAGGAAGCCCUCAAAAUAGACCAGCUGCUGAACAAUGGCAAGAAAAUGAUGAACUGCCUAGGCCGCUUGGCGUUUUACAGCCUAAUCAAGAGGAAAUAUAUGUUCCACGAACAGGACAUGAAAGCCUAUGGCGUAGACCUCUCUUCUCUCCAAGUUAGCUUGUGCAAUAGGCUCUUGCUUAAGGAAGAGACUCCAUUUUCCACCAUUUACUACUUCCCCCACUUAACAGUUCAAGAAUUCCUGGCAGCCACCUAUUAUUACACUUCCGCAAAGCGGGCUCUUUUUGACCUCUUUGUGGAGAGUGGCAUGUCCUGGCCAAAGUUUGGCUUCCUCAACCACUUUAAAAACGCCUUCCAAAGAUCUCUGCAGUCCGAGGAUGGGCACCUGGACAUCUUUGUGCGCUUCCUCUCAGGCCUCCUCGCCCCACAGGUGAACAAAGUCCUGUCUGAUUGGUUCUUGGCAAGAGACGAGCACCACGGUUACCGAAGUCAUGUGGUUGGCCUCCUGCAAAACCUCCUGGGAGCAGACCAAGCCGUCUCUUGUAGGUCCGUCAACCUCAUGCGGUGUUUACAUGAGAUUCAGCACGUGGAAGUUGUCGCGAGCCUCGAGGAGGCAAUGAAGAGCGAGGCUCUGGCUGGGAUGUUGACGCCGGUCAACUGCUCUGCCUUGGCUUAUCUCCUGCAGACCUCAGAGGUUUGUGUGGAAGAGGCAAACCUCUCCAACUGCCUCACCUACCAUGCUUUCCAGAGCCUUCUCUCUCAGCUCCACUACUGUAGUAAUCUCAGGCUAGACUACAACCAGUUUAAAGACAGUGCUAUGGACCUGCUGGGCAGCGUGCUGAGCGGAAAGGACUGUCAGAUUCAGAAAAUCAGCUUGGUGGAAAACAAGAUUGGUGACAAAGGUGCUAAAGCUCUUGCCCGGUCCUUGAUGGUCAACAGGAGCCUGAUGGCGCUGGAUCUUCGGAGUAAUUCCAUAGGACCCAAAGGAGCAAAGGCCCUGGCUGACUCACUGAAAAUCAACCAGUACUUGCUUUCUCUCAACCUCCAGAACAACACCAUCAAGGAAGAAGGUGCCAAAUGCCUGGCCGAGGCUCUCACCAGCAACCACAGCCUGAGGACUCUGCACCUCCAGAAGAACUCAGUUGGACCCCAAGGUUCAAAGAAAAUAGCAGAAGCACUGAAGACUAACUGGGGCCUCAAGGAGCUGAUAUUGUCCAGUAACUGUGCUGGAGACACUGGUGCUGCAGCCCUGGCAGAAGGACUGAAGGUGAACCACACCCUUUUAACCCUGGAUCUCCAGAGCAACUCAAUCAGCGACACAGGGGUGACUGCGCUCACUCGAGCCCUCUGCUCUAACCAAGGCCUCACCAGCCUCAACCUGCGGGAGAACUCUAUAAGCAAAGACGGAGCUCAAGAGAUUGCCAGUGCCCUUCGAGCUAACAGCACCCUGAGGAAUUUGGACUUGGCUGCCAACCUGCUGCAUGAUGAAGGUGUCCAGGCCAUUGCGUUGGCACUGAAGGAGAACCAAGCGCUCACUUCCCUGCACUUGCAGUGGAAUUUCAUCCAGUCCAAAGCAGCCAAGUCCCUGAGCCAAGCCUUGCAGGUCAACGAGAGUCUCUCUGUCUUGGAUUUACAGGAAAAUGCAAUUGGGGACGAAGGAACAGCUGCCCUGGCUUCUGCUCUGAGGGUGAACUCAACACUCACUGCUCUCUACCUCCAGGUGGCGCUGAUAGGCGAGAGUGGGGCCAAAGCUCUAGGAGAUGCCCUGGUUCUUAACAAGAGCCUCGUGACACUAGACUUGAGAGGAAACGCCAUCGGUUUGGCAGGGGCCAAGGCAAUGGCCAAUGCCUUGAAAGUUAACGGUGCCCUCCGCAGGCUGAACCUCCAAGAGAACUCCCUGGGCAUGGACGGAGCGAUCUGCAUUGCCACAGCUCUGACUGGAAGCCACAGCCUCGCCUACAUCAACUUACAGGGAAACAAAAUAGGUGAAUCUGGAGCCAAGGUGAUUGCUGAUGCCAUCCGUACAAAUGCCCCCAGCUGCGUUGUGGAGAUGUGAAAGAGAAACUUCCCUGGAGGAGGUGCUCUGGGAUUCCAGACAUCCUGCGCCCUGGAGACAUGCCCCUUCCUCCCAAAUGGCUCACUGACAAGGAUGUGGUGCAAAGGCAGAUC